ACACCCUCAUCUUUAUCCUCUGCAUCAGGUGCGCCUGCACACGACCAACCUCAACAAGUUGUAGUCGUCCCAGUCCAAAGAUAUUUCACGUUUGACCAUGUCUUUGGUACUAACGCUACACAAGAGGAGAUCUAUCAAGGCAGUGUCAAACGAAUGGUUGACAAAUUCAUGGAAGGUUACAAUGUAACGAUUAUGGCAUAUGGCCAGACUUCUUCUGGAAAAACAUAUACUAUGGGCACUGGGGCACCAUCAUCUGAGGACCGAGGUAGCCCUUCAGAAGGUAUCAUCCCACGCGCAGUGGCACAACUUUUUCAUGAUGCUAGAAAACCACCUCCUGUAUACCCAGGCUAUAAAAUCCCGCCUCUCAAGACAAGCUUUCGCGUAUCUUUUGUGGAGAUUUAUAACGAAGAUCUAAUCGAUUUAUUGGCAAAAGGAGAUUUUCGUCCUCCCGUAACCAUUCGUGAAGAUACAAAGGGAAAUAUUUUUUGGACAGGAGUACAGGAAAUUGCUGUCGCAUCAGUAGAGGAAGUCAUCCAUUUACUUUGGUAUGGCUCUCAGAACCGACAGACACAUUCCACAGAGAUGAAUGAAAAAUCAUCUAGAUCCCAUGCUAUCUUCAGCAUAACCUUACGGCAAGAAAAGUUUGUUCCAACCCAUCCUCCUCCACCAUUACCCGUCAUAGACUCUUUAAAUUCUCCCACGUUAUCCAAAAAUGCACAUCCCAGGUCACCCAGUCUAAGCAAUACCACUAGUAUCGUACCAGGAUCACCAGCCUCGAUUCGACCCGGAACGCCAACUACCAUGGGGGCAUCUAGUUCAAAGCUGAAGCGCCAGAGCACUCUGUCCGAUAUAACAGCAUUAACAGCCCCUUCAACGCCGAUUUCGACCGCAAAUGAUGAUCCAGAGCCUGAUGGCGAAUGGGUUGUUCUAAAUAGUAAAUUUCAUUUUGUGGACUUGGCUGGCUCUGAGCGUCUGAAGCGGACAUCGGCCAUCGGUGAUCGUGCAAAAGAGGGAAUCAGCAUCAAUGCAGGGCUUCAUGCACUAGGAAAUGUUAUUUCCGCACUAGGGGAUCCUAGUAAAAAAGCAAGUCAUGUACCAUAUCGUGAUUCAAAACUUACGAGGUUGCUACAGGACUCAUUGGGAGGCAAUGCACUGGCCCUGAUGAUUGCCUGUGUUAGUCCAAGCGAAAUUAAUCUUAAUGAGACUCUUAAUACACUCAAGUAUGCAAACCGCGCACGUAACAUCAAAAACUCUUCCACUUUAAACCAGGAAGUAAAUAUGGACAACCCAGAAUACUUGCGCUCCAUCAUCCAGAAGCUUAAAAUGGAGAUAAAAAUGCUCAAG
Lobosporangium transversale is the source of this 1344-nucleotide messenger RNA. Its product is annotated as P-loop containing nucleoside triphosphate hydrolase protein. The transcript is spliced from 6 exons. The annotation marks the transcript as partial. The record is from RefSeq and is a predicted model, not a curated record. Lineage: Eukaryota; Fungi; Mortierellomycota; Mortierellomycetes; Mortierellales; Mortierellaceae. Gene Ontology annotation, molecular function: microtubule binding; ATP binding; microtubule motor activity. Gene Ontology annotation, biological process: microtubule-based movement; mitotic spindle organization.